Molecule: messenger RNA, 1077 nt
Organism: Aspergillus candidus
Lineage: Eukaryota; Fungi; Ascomycota; Eurotiomycetes; Eurotiales; Aspergillaceae
Product: putative mitochondrial carrier protein
Exons: 3
Coding region: 1-1077 (358 amino acids)
Cellular component (GO): mitochondrial inner membrane
Molecular function (GO): S-adenosyl-L-methionine transmembrane transporter activity
Source: RefSeq, a predicted model, not a curated record
AUGGGCACCAACCUCGACGUCUGGAUCGCAGGGGCCGUCGCAGCAGUAACAGUCGACUUCAUCGUCUACCCCUUCGACACCCUCAAAACACGCAUCCAGUCCCCGGACUACAACAGAAUCUACAAGGAUGCAAGCACGGGGGCUAUCCGCAAGAAUGUCCUCUUUAGGGGAGCAUUCUUCACAACCUACGAAUCCGUGAAACGCCUCCUCGGCGACACUCCAUCCUCCUCAUCAACUUCGACUUCAACCUCAACUUCCAAACGCCCAUUCACCCUCCCCACCCCCCUAAUCCACGGCCUUGCCUCCUCAACCGCGGAAAUGGUCUCCUGCGCGAUCCUCACCCCCGCAGAAGUAAUCAAGCAGAACGCACAAGUCAUCAACAUAUCCCCCUCCCCAUCUUCUUCUUCUUCAGACAUGUCAGCCAAAACCAAAAGCGCCACAGCGCAAGUCCUCGCCAAGUUCAGAAACCAGCCCUGGAAGCUAUGGAGCGGGUACACCGCGCUCGUGGGACGCAAUCUGCCGGCUACGGGGCUGAAUUUUCCGAUAUUGGAGUUUGUGAAGGGGUGGUUGGUUUCGUGGAGGGAGGCGGUGGUUGUGGCGAGGAGGAGGGUGCGUCAUGGAGAGCAGGGGAGUCAAGAGGGAGGAGCAGGGGCCAAAGAAGGAAGACGGUUCAACCCCAUUGUUGAAACGGCGCUGUUAACGGGCUUAGCGGCUAGUGUGUCAGGGACGAUUUCGUCUAUCGUCACCACGCCUAUUGAUGUCGUUAAGACGAGAAUGAUGCUGAGUGCUACUUCUCCCCCAUCUGACGGAAAGGGCGAGGACAGUAUCGGCAAACAGGCCGGGAUCCAAGCGAGGAAAAAAGAGAAAUUGAAAAAAGCCGCCCGUCGAGGCACGAUAGCCAUGGGGCGACAGAUAUGGACGCAAGAAGGAUUAAAAGGUCUGUUCCGCGGCGGAGCGGUACGCUCGGUAUGGACGGCGCUGGGGAUGAGUAUUUACCUGGGGUUUUAUGAGGGGGGGAGGCUUUAUCUUGAGGAUAGACGGGCGAGGAGGGAGGAAGAUGAGGGGGCUGCUUUGUAG